Messenger RNA from Cuculus canorus (common cuckoo), 1727 nucleotides. RefSeq names its product golgin A7 (gene GOLGA7). The coding region runs from base 48 to 461 and encodes 137 amino acids. Gene Ontology annotation, cellular component: Golgi stack; palmitoyltransferase complex. The record is from RefSeq and is a predicted model, not a curated record. NCBI's taxonomy places the organism in Eukaryota, Metazoa, Chordata, Aves, Cuculiformes, Cuculidae. Gene Ontology annotation, biological process: peptidyl-L-cysteine S-palmitoylation; protein targeting to membrane; Golgi to plasma membrane protein transport. The transcript is spliced from 5 exons.
GUGCGCUGUGCGUCACUUCCGGGCCGAGCCCCGUCCGCGGCGCAGCCAUGAGGCCGCAGCCGGCCCCGGUCGCGGGAAAGGUCUUCAUCCAGCGCGACUACAGCGGUGGGACGCGCUGCCAGUUCCAGAGCAAGUUCCCGGCCGAGCUGGAGAAUAGGAUUGACCGGCAGCAGUUUGAAGAGACCGUCCGAACGCUGAACAACCUCUACGCAGAAGCUGAGAAGCUUGGGGGCCAGUCCUACCUUGAGGGGUGCCUCGCCUGUCUGACUGCCUACACCAUCUUCCUGUGCAUGGAGACGCAUUACGAAAAGGUUCUAAAGAAAAUUGCCAAGUUCAUUCAGGAACAGAACGAGAAGAUCUACGCUCCUCAGGGCCUCCUUCUGACAGACCCCAUUGAAAGAGGACUAAGAGUUAUUGAAAUUACCAUUUAUGAAGACAGAGGAAUGACCAGCGGAAGAUAAAACUGUGGAGUCUCAGACAGCUCAACAGCGGACUUGCCGUGUCAGAGCUCCCCUACCUCCUACUCUAGAGCAUCAUUCCUUUCUCUGCUGCCAGACCCGCAGUGCCAUCUACCACAUGGACUAACUUCCUACCACUGCUCUACAUGGGGUGACCCAGUCAGCAUCCAUUUUAUGGCAAACUCUUGGGCAAUGAGAUCGCUUUUUAGUCUGUUUGCAAGAAAAAGCAGAAGUGGUAAGGCUACACUGAAAGAAACGGGGCACUGAGCCCAGAGAAGUCUCGUUGUAGUUACCUAAGUGCAGUGCUGUUCCUCCCUAGUUCAUAAACCCUUCUGUACAGCAGUCAGGCUUUGGAAAGCUACGAGCCAGAGCUGGGAAUUCCAGAAAUGAGGCCUUCCCUCCCAUUCAGUUGUAGCGUGAGGGGCUGUGCAGUGCCUCUGCCUGGUGAGAAGUGACUCAAGGCAGCGAGCAUUUGAUGUUUUCUGUGCUGAUUCUUGUGAGAAACUGGAAGGCAAAGUGUUAUUUGUUUUAAUGUUUUGGCUGUUCCUAGAAGGGGGGGAACAGCUGGGUGUUAAUCCUGGUGUCUUUUCUACUGCUGUGUCUUUGCUGUUGCUACGUCUGUCGGUACUCUCCACGGGAAGGGGGUCUGUCUGCUCGUAAAGCAGCAGGGAUGAUAAAAUGGAUGCUGAACCAAUGAACAUAAUGAUUCCUGCCCUACUCAGAUUCACAUGUGAAGUGUAAAACUCUCUCUUUAUGGAUUUAUUAUGUAUAAUUUAUAGGAAAACACUGAUUUGACAAACUGUUAGAUGUUGUGUAAGAUGGUUUCUUAACUCUCUCUGCUGGCACACCUGAAAAGUAGAACCCUGCAUCAUUCCACAUCCCCCACACCCUGGCACUCCUCAGCAAUACCUGCAAGAGUAGAGUUUCUACAAACCAAGCUGGCUUAGUAUCUUUCUCUUAUAUCCUUUUCCCUUAUCCAAGCAAGGAUGUCCUGAUUUAGGUUCUGAGCGUCUGUAGAAGGAACUCAAGCGUUUAGGAAAGAAGACUUGGCAGAGCAUUUGGGAGCGUUUCAGCUUCUGGUGGUGCUGUAGGUGCUAAUACUGGAUCUGAAAUUCCAGGCUUAUUACUCAGCCACUGAUUAUGUUUUUUUUUGAGAUUUGUUUAAUACUUUAAUUGUAUAAAACUUGUUUUUUCUAAACUGUAACAGUGUUUGCCUUUCACAUCUGUUGCAAUAUUGGCAGAAGUACUAAUGGAUCAGUAAAUUUUUUC